Molecule: messenger RNA, 519 nt
Organism: Lodderomyces pseudojiufengensis
Lineage: Eukaryota; Fungi; Ascomycota; Pichiomycetes; Serinales; Debaryomycetaceae
Exons: 1
Coding region: 1-519 (172 amino acids)
Source: RefSeq, a predicted model, not a curated record
AUGUUGAAUGAAAAUAUACAGGAUCUAGUUGAAGAAUAUAAAUCCACACGAAGAGAAUAUCCGUGUUAUAUGAGAACUAAUGAUGAUAGGAUGAUCAUAAAAUAUUAUAAGGGCAAUGUGUAUAAUAAGAUGGACUUAUUACGAUUGGAGAUGUGUGGAAAUUACUACAGAAUAAUUACUGAGGGAAAUGAUGAUAUUUGUAAAGAUACUGAUGAUAAUGGUGAAAAGAACCCCUUAGUCUUGUAUUAUCCCAACACCCAGAAAUAUGUUUAUCUAAGUGAUGAGUACCGAAAAUGUAUUGGAUUUAAAGAUCAAAAGUUCAUUAAAAAAAUGCAUUCGUUUGAUGCAUUGAUUGAAAAUGUAAUGAUAAUACCUGAAUCUGAUAAUAAAUGGGAUAAUAAUGAAUAUAUAAUUGAAGAAUAUUUCAAAUAUCUUAAAAGAAGUGAAGAGAAAGCUAAAUUUCGAUUAAGUGAAUUGCAGAAAUUGAAAAUGUUAAAUGAAAAGUAUUGUAAGAAAUGA